Messenger RNA from Phalaenopsis equestris, 1298 nucleotides. Its product is annotated as RNA demethylase ALKBH5-like. Lineage: Eukaryota; Viridiplantae; Streptophyta; Magnoliopsida; Asparagales; Orchidaceae. The transcript has a single exon. Gene Ontology annotation, biological process: mRNA catabolic process. Bases 1 to 1008 code for a protein of 335 amino acids. The record is from RefSeq and is a predicted model, not a curated record. Gene Ontology annotation, molecular function: mRNA binding; demethylase activity.
AUGUCUGAGCAAAUAAUCGAGAAUGUUCCGCUUCAAACUGCUGCAGGAAGACAGGUUCCACAAAGUUCAAUUCUGGAGACCACUUUGCAAGAAUAUUCCCUAGCUGGUUUUCAUGAUGAAUAUAUGGAAUAUGAUGCUUCUAAUGAAGAAUGUGUUAUAAUCCCAGCAAUUCAGAGAAGUGAGGAACAUCCAGAUGUAGAGUCAUACAUCCCGCAGUAUGUGCAGCCUAAGAGAUUGCAGAUAAUUUCUGAAGAAGAACUCGCAAUGUUCCAAAAAGUGCGAAAGCAAAAUUUUGAAUAUUUUGAAAAGAUACGAGGCAGAUACGUCAAUAUUUUGGAAGGAUUGGAAUUGCAUACUGACGUCUUCUCCGAAAAUGAACAGAAAAGAAUGGUGAAAUAUAUUUUUGAUCUCAGAGAAAGAGGCCGAGAAGGCCUGUUAAAAGGGAGGACCUAUUCAGAACCCCGAAAGUGGAUGAAAGACAAGAGCAGGAUCACAAUUCAGUAUGGAUGUUGCUAUAAUUAUGCAUAUGAUAAAAGAGGAAAUCCCCCAAGGAUUAUUCGACAUGAUGAAGUUGACCCGCUGCCACCGCUUAUGAAAAGGAUGAUAAAAAUGAUGGUAGAAUGGCGUAUUUUACCGGUACAUAAAGUACCCAACAGCUGCAUAAUUAAUAUUUAUGAAGAAAGAGAUUGUAUACCGCCUCAUAUUGAUAACCACGAUUUCGUGAGACCCUUCUGCAUCGUGUCUCUCAUCAGUAAGUGCAAUAUAAUGUUCGGAAAAGAGAUACGAGUGAUUGGUCCAGCUGAAUUUCGUGGAGCAAUGGAAAUUCCUCUUCCUGUUGGCUCGGUCCUGCUUCUCAAAGGAAAUGGAGCAGAUUUGGCAAAACAUUGUGUACCGGGGGUUCCGCAAAAAAGAAUAUCAAUUACUUUCAGAAGAAUGGAUGACAGUAAGGUACCGUUUGGAUAUCAGCAUGAUCCAGAGCUCGAGGAACUCCGACCCUUGGAAUUAUGAAACAGGCACGCCUCAAAGUGUAUGUGAGGGGGACUUUUGUUCCAGAACAUAUCUUUGUAGGAGGGGUUAGUUUCUACAUAACUCCGAGAGGUCAGAAGGAUGGAUAUGACAUUAAAAGUCUACAAUUUGUUUCGAGCAAGAUCACUUUACGAUUGGAUUGUAUCCCGAUAUAUCAGACUUUGAAGGAUCAAUGAAGAUUUCUUUUUGCCAUAUGAUGCGAUUGAUUUAAGAAUGUUAAAUUAAAUGUUAAUUCAGUCUUGCAAUGAACAUGAAACGAUGCAAAAUAAAAU